Molecule: messenger RNA, 1416 nt
Organism: Camelina sativa (false flax)
Lineage: Eukaryota; Viridiplantae; Streptophyta; Magnoliopsida; Brassicales; Brassicaceae
Source: RefSeq, a predicted model, not a curated record
GGUUCUAACAAAAACGGCAACAAAAAAAAAAGGUUUGCAGCAAAUCUCCCUUUUUGCCCUCUUUUGCGUGAAGAAGCAGUGAGUGAAGAAGGAAACAAAAAGAUAAAGAGAGUGAGAGAAAGGAAAGAGUAGCAACGACGAUAUAUACGGAGAAUCUCAGGAUCUCGAUCCUGUUUUUGGUUUUUCUACUUUCAGUACUCUCCAUGGCGGCGACGGAGCGUCAUCCUUUUGAGCUCGCUAAAGGCAUCAAUGGCCUUGAUAAGAUCAUCCUCCGCGAGUCUCGCGGCCGCUCUGCCGAGAUAUACUUGUAUGGUAGUCAUGUGACUUCUUGGAAGAAUGAGAACGGAGAGGAGUUACUUCAUCUCAGUAGCAAGGCCAUAUUCAAGCCCCCGAAACCAAUUCGUGGAGGGAUUCCACUAUGCUUUCCACAAUUCAGUAACUUUGGUACACUUGAAUCACAUGGAUUUGCUAGAAAUAGGAUCUGGGAAAUUGAUGCUAGCCCGCCUCCUUUGCCAUCGAAUUCUUGUUCUAAUGCUUUUGUUGACCUGAUCCUAAGGCCAACUGAAGACGAUCUGAAGAUCUGGCCUCACAAUUUUGAGUACAGGCUGAGGGUAGCCUUGGGGACCGAAGGAGAAUUAACUCUGACAUCCCGUAUCAGAAACACCAACUCUGAUGGAAAGCCGUUUACAUUCACAUUUGCUUAUCACACCUAUUUCUCUGUCUCAGACAUCAGUGAAGUACGGGUUGAAGGAUUGGAAACAUUGGAUUAUCUUGACAACUUAAAGAACAGAGAACGAUUUACCGAACAAGGCGAUGCAAUAACCUUUGAAUCUGAAAUUGACAAGAUUUAUCUAAGCACGCCUACAAAGAUUGCCAUUUUGGACCAUGAGAAAAAGAGGACUUUUGUUAUUCGCAAGGACGGGCUUGCUGGCGCUGUGGUGUGGAAUCCUUGGGAUAAGAAAUCAAAGACGAUCUCUGACUUGGGAGAUGAAGACUAUAAGCAUUUUCUUUGUGUGGAAGCUGCAGCUAUCGAGAGACCGAUCACAUUGAAACCCGGUGAAGAAUGGAAGGGAAGACUCGAACUCUCAGCAGUUCCGUCUAGUUACUCCAGUGGACAGCUUGACCCCAAGAAAGUCCUUGAGUGACUCUCUCAAACUCCAAAAACAUCAUACUUCUCUUCUCUUUAAUUGCAGUGUUAAUAAAGUUUACAUUUGCUUUGUAUAAAAACCAAGUGAAGGGAGGAGGAGUUGAAGAUCAUCGGAUAUACUAUUUAAAGAAACUGAGAUUGAAUAAAAUUGUUGCUUAAUGCUUCUUAGUUCUCUUUUGUAACGACAAACAUUAACGAUUUGAGGAUCAAGACAAGAGACUUUGCACCGGAAAUUUUCCAAUCGUUAAAUGUCGGUUAAUUAUACUUCA